AUGUCGCGAAAAUGGAAGGCUCUUUCGUUUAAGGAGAAAAUUGAAAUACUCAAGAAGGUCGACGACAACCCGAAAAAGAAACGUGUCAAGUUGGCAAAGGAGCUAGGCAUAGCACGGUCGACACUGUGCACCACUGUUGGCCAGCGAGACGUUGUGAUGAAGAAUGCCCAGCACUUUGGCAUGAACGUGAAACAGGUGAAGACAGCUACACACGUGAAGCUGGAAGAGGUCCUGCUGACAUGGUUUGGCGAAGUUACAGCGGCCGGCGUCAACGUGGACGGCAAGGUGCUAUGCGAGAAGACGGACAACAUUGCGCUUUCCCUGGGAAUUGAAAAUUUCCAAGCUUCCGGGGGAUGGCUGCAUCGUUUUAAAGAGAGACAUGGACUUCCCUACAGAGUCGUUUGCGGUGAAGGAAAAAAAGCGGACCAGUCAGCUGUCAGCGACUGCCUGAACACGCUGCCGGCACUGAUUUCUGACUAUGCACUGCGCGACGUAGUUAAUGCUGACGAGGCGGGCCUCUUUUUCAAUUUUCAACCAGAGAGGAGCUUGUGUGUGAAGGGUCAGGCUUGCCAGGGCGGCCCAAAAAGUAAGGAGAGAAUCACCGUGCUUUUUUGCGUGAAUGCCGACGGCUCGGAGAAAAUGCAGCUUACCGUCAUAGGCAAGUCCAAACAGCCAAGGUCUUGGGAUAAUGUGACCUCGGACACCAUCGUGAACUGUUUUCGCAAAUGUAUAUUUAAGACGGGAUGGGACGCGGCUCCGACGGGAGAAAAUGAAGAGCCCGAUGAGGACUUUGGAAUUGAAGGCUGGGGGAGUCUGCAAACUGAAGCUUCUGCUCACGACUUCGUCACCGCAGAUGACAACGUCGCGACCUAUGGGUUAAGAUCCAUUGAAGAAUUGGUCGACGAAGUUAAUGAAGUCGAGACCAAGAGUGAUGGUGAAGACGCCGACGUGUGCGAUCAGCUGCCAGCGACGUUAGAAAGCCUUAACGCUCUCAAUGUUAUAUGCCACACCGUAAGUGCCAGCAACGUGAGCGACAAAACCACUGCACGAUUUUAUGACUUUCAGGCGUGUCUCGUCAACGACCUCGAGGGCAAAGAAGUGCAAGCGAGCAUAACGGACUUUUUCGGCCGGAAGUAA
Dermacentor andersoni is the source of this 1137-nucleotide messenger RNA. RefSeq names its product tigger transposable element-derived protein 6-like. Gene Ontology annotation, cellular component: nucleus. Lineage: Eukaryota; Metazoa; Arthropoda; Arachnida; Ixodida; Ixodidae. Gene Ontology annotation, molecular function: DNA binding. The record is from RefSeq and is a predicted model, not a curated record.